This is a messenger RNA of Phycodurus eques (leafy seadragon), 1609 nucleotides long. It is a transcript of the gene sspn, whose product is annotated as sarcospan (Kras oncogene-associated gene). Lineage: Eukaryota; Metazoa; Chordata; Actinopteri; Syngnathiformes; Syngnathidae. Bases 98 to 778 code for a protein of 226 amino acids. The record is from RefSeq and is a predicted model, not a curated record. Gene Ontology annotation, cellular component: sarcolemma; dystrophin-associated glycoprotein complex. The transcript is spliced from 4 exons.
GACGGGGAGCGGGCGGGCAAGCUCGUCCAUUUUCAAACAGCGCCGAAAAGAUCGGUGAGAGCUGAGAGGUACGGAUUGUUAGCUAGCGACAGGAGACAUGGGCCAGAAAGGUUCCUCAGAGCAGAGGGAUGGCGACAAGAGCAGAGAAGAUAGCCCGGCCCCAGACCACGACCACAAGUGCAGAGUGUGCCGCUUCCCUCUGCUUGUGGCCCUCUCGCAGCUGCUCCUGGGGGUAGCCGUCACAGUGGUGGCCUUCCUCAUGCUGGCCAUCAGCCCUUCCCUCCUGGCCAGAGAGACGCCACACUGGGCUGGGAUCAUCCUGUGUCUGGUUUCCAUUGUGGGAUUCAUCCUGCACUGUGCCACCUAUCACCCAGAUGAGCGCUCGACUGCGCAGUUCAUUGCCAAGCUCCUGUACUUUGCCUUGUGUGCAAUUGGCCUGGUCAUAUCCGUGUUGGUGGUGGCCUUCGCCGGAUACCACCACGCGCAGACCAGCAGCUUCAGCUGUCUCCCUGCCGCUGAGGCCUGCGUGUGCACGUUGAACCCCCGCGACCCCAUAGCUCGCACUUUCACCUACGAGGGCGUCCGCGACUGUCAGGAGAUCACCGAGACACUCCCGCUCUACUAUUUGCUCCAGAUUGUGCUCAACCUAGCCCAGGCCUUCUUCUGUGCGGUGGGCGCCUUCAUCAUGUGGAAGCACCGCUACCAAGUCUUCUUCUCUGGCCUUCAAAUCGGAUCCUUCCGGCGGUGGAGCAAGCUGUUGAAGAGGGCUAAUUGCUGAAGAAGUGUCAUAAAAUCACGCGUGCAAACAUGCAUUCUGUAAGGGAUUUUGACUUUUGCAUUAUUUCAUCACAAGAUGUGCCGUAUUUACUCAAUGUCUUUGUUAUUUCCAUUCUCCUCAUACAUGCAUGAAAAUCCAUGUCUUGCUUUUCAUUUAUAGUUACCCGGUCAGAAGGUCGCAUUGUUUGAGUGCUGUUUUCGGUGGCACGUUGUUCACUCACUGUAUGCGUGAUGGUGAUGAACAAACAACAAAAGGUAAACAUUUCAAAAUGUAUGGGAGGAUAAUAAUGGAAUGUAUUUCUCCCACUAACUUGCAUGGUUUUCAUUUGUAGCGCAGUCAUCAAAAGCUCUUGUGACUACACCAACUGGCCACAACAUUGGCUACACCUCCACAAUAUAACGAGCGCCAAUAAAAGGGAAGCGAUUUUAUUUUAAGUCCAAUGUAUUUAUUUUUGCAUUACAGUGUGUUUCUUACUGAGGUUGUAGUUUGCUGGGUUGUAGAACUGCACCCAAAGAUUUGUAAUAUGUUUUUUAGAUAUAUUCGACAGGUGUUUCUUGCCCAUUUUGGGAGAUGCUAAAGCACCCCGAAAACGAAUCCCAGCACCCCUAAACCCUAAAAUUUCAGAGAUAAAACAGACAGUAAACGUUAGUUGUUGUGUCAUGUGUAUGCGAUAAUAUGAAAGCCGAGGUGCGACUGAAUAACUGAAUAAACCAUUAACAUUUUUAGCCUACUUCUUUUAGGACAAAAAGAGGAGUUCACAUAUUUGUAUUCACUUUCAAAACUUAAUUUCUGUUAAUGUUUUACACGUUGUGCAUUGCAUUUCAAAUAAAA